CAACCGCCUACCCCAACGCCACACACGCACGAAUCCCGGAGCCCGGUGAUGCUUCUUUAGCAGAAGCAAUUCACUAUGACGCUUGACGCGGUAACGCGACAAUGGAUCAUUGGGGUGACCCUUGGGCAGAUAGUAAUGUCGAGCAACAAAAGUCCCCGACCAAGAACGCGGUGAUUUCACCUCCACCACCAACACUUGCGCCUGCCCCAGUGCUAUUGAAUGGGUUCCUUGACGAUGCAGGCUGGGGGAACGAAGAUGAGAGUUUUGGCGACUGGAGUGCGUCGACUGGAAUCGGUGCUCCCAGCAUCGCCCAUGUAGACACUCGGCUACCUAGCCCGAGCCCCUUGAGAAACCACAACGUCGCUGAAGAUACUUUACACUGGGGCGUAGACGAGGGAGUCAAAGAUACCAUACCGAAUACCGAGGAAACAUGGGCAGGAAAAAAUGGAGAAUCUUCUGACCUCGAUAACGGCACUUCGGACACGUCAGAAACAUCGACCACCAUUCAGGCAGACGCAGACGCAGAUCCAGACGCAGAUCCAGAACGAAACGCGAAAGAUGCUGCGACCCGGUCGCAACCUGACGACUCCGACUCCGCGCGACCAUCUACAUCGCAAUCCGAGAUCAGCCGCCAUGAAGCGCCGGUCGAAUCCUCUCGGACAUCGCUUGAAGACGAGGAGGCUACUGCAAAGCGCACUAUAGAGGACGUAGAGUCAAAAGAAGGCCACGGAAAUGUUGACAAGAAGGAGAAUGAGGAAGAGGGCCAUGGCUCAAGUUCGGACAGCGAUAGUACUGAGGAGGAAUACGGAACUUCUACAGCAGACACGCUCCUGACUGAAAGUCCUCAGGAUCGAAGUGAUGCCGCUGAAGACGUAACAGGUGACUCCAAGGAAGACGAGCCCAGAAACUCUACAUCGUCACGCACUGAGCCGACACCAGCAUCCCCGCCAAUAACCACCGCCGCACAAUCUCAUAUCGGAAGAUAUCAGCUUGAUGCUGCUCUUCUUGAUGAACUAUUCCCUUCAAAGAAAAAUGAAGCGGAACUGGAUGAAGCUCCGGAGAACCCGAUAUAUUCAACCUCGGGGCGCAAGGCCUGGUAUCGACUCACACGCAAGCAAACUAUGAAGGAGUUCAAUAGCGGCAACAGCGAUGACAGCUACGUUCGAGUUACAUGGCCGGGCUCUCAAGUCAGGUCUGAGGUUCACAAGACUGUAGCUAGGUGGGCGCGCGAAGACCGCAUGUCAGGCACAGGACCCGGUGCCCGGGCUUCAUUUUACUGGGACACCCCAGCACCAGUCGAACCCAGGAUACCCAAGGGUCACCAGCGUACGAAGACGUCAGUCCCUACUGAGCGCAUAAACGCACCAAUGAGGCAAAGCCUUCCACCAAUGGCUACAAACACGGCAGCUGCAUUCAACUGGGCUUCUCCCACAUCCACAAGAAACCCUUGGAAACAAGACAACUCAAGUCUGAGCUCGGUAGUCUCACUUCCUACGUCCAAGCCCACUGCUAUACAAAAUGAGCGAACGCAAGACUCCCAUCCUGUCUCAAUGGAUCUUGCGCAUGGUGUUGGAGAAAGACCAGGGUCAACGGUUAUUUCCCCUGAAACACCCAAUGUCGCGAACACAAUACUACUUCCACCUCCGACCACAACGUCAGCAAGCUCAUGGGGAGACACCAGCACUCUCGACACAAACAACGCUGUUCCAAAACAAAGCACCAAUGUCCCCGAUGACGAAGACGAUGAUUGGGGUGAGAUGAUAUCAAGUCCCACCGCGUUUCCCCCCGUUUCAGCCUUUCCGAACUCUAUAUCCGCCACUCCUGAUAAUACUGUGUCAACUUUGGAUUCAGCCCCUGAAAAUUCGCCACUUGAAGAUUCAUCAGCCGACGCCAUGCACGCCGCUUCUAUUGUUCGCCUGAAGAGUACAAUAUCGCCCACCUCUGCCGUAUUUGGACGAAAGAGCUUUGUUCCGUUUGGUGCUGAACAUGGCCCCAUUGGACCUGUGAUCUUGAAGCCGGUCAAGCGGUCUGUCGCUUCUACACCCGAAAAGUCCAAGCCCGAGGCGCUAUCAGUGCCAUUACGGGCAACUCCUCCACGUAAAGCACGGGAGGCGACGCUAGUACGCGAAGUGGAAAAGACAUCUGAUGUUACGACUAAGGAUCUUGAGCCUUCAGCAGAGAGUAUGGUGGAUGACUUUUCUGUGUUCGAGACCAGCACUUUAGAGUCGGAGCCUGUUCAACCUAUGACUCCGCCUCGAGCUCCAAUGAAGCCCGAGCCGAUAGUUGAUUCAUGGGCAGACGCGGAUUUCUCAAUCUUUGAAUCAGCUCCAACAACAGCGAUUGCACAACCAAAAGCAAAACAUGAGCCUGGAGAUCCUUUUUCUGUCUUCCAGACUCCUCCACCACGACCAAACAGCGCUGCAUCUUCAGCCAAGACAUUUACUCGGUUAUCACCGCCGCGCGUUGUGACACCGCCGGCCAUCCAGCCUCUCACGGGCGCUACCAACUCCGCCCAACGGCGGAAGAACGAGGAAGAGAGAACGAUUAGAGAAAUACUGGCCGGGUUACCGGAUUUGAGUUAUAUGUUGCGAUAGAAAGAUGUUAUUCUUUCCAGUGGCUUUAUUGGCAUUGUUGAGGCCUUUUGUAUUGCAUAUCACCUGGCGUUUUGGGGGUAUGAUCGGAGAAUUCAUAUAUAGGACUUGUUUUUUUAUUACACUGGUUGAGAUCAUUCAGAGAUCAUGGAUCAUGUUUAUAUGUGUACAAUUGGGUACUUUUUUUCAUUAUUCCGCAGAGUAUAGAGGCUAGCACUCAUACACGAUGGAUUCUUUUUACUUGUUUUACAUGUACAUCUUUCCACUAUGAUUGUGUCGUUGCUUGCAUACUAUCUUUCUAACAAUCACAUGUUGUUAUGAGCAC
Bipolaris sorokiniana ND90Pr is the source of this 2916-nucleotide messenger RNA. RefSeq lists its product as uncharacterized. Bases 102 to 2594 code for a protein of 830 amino acids. NCBI's taxonomy places the organism in Eukaryota, Fungi, Ascomycota, Dothideomycetes, Pleosporales, Pleosporaceae. The record is from RefSeq and is a predicted model, not a curated record. The transcript has a single exon.